AUGUCGUCAAGUCGGUCUAACUCGUCAAAUUCUGUUGCUCAAAGCCAUGCCUCGCGUCGCGACAACCAAUCUAUUUCCUCCAACCAUUCGGGACGCAGUGAGCGAACAAGUAGUUCACGGACACAUCCAGCGGUAGAGUCUGCGAUGACACGUCUGCUGAUGUCUAUCAAGAUGCUGCUGGAGGCGCUCACACAAUGGAGUCUCUUGGAAGUGGACGAAACCCACGUCAGUGAUGUAUACGUUCAGUUGGGGAACGACUUCAAUGCUGCAGUGGCAGCGUUCGCCGCGUUCAAUAUCGAUAUGAAUGAGCUUCUAUCUGUACCAGACGACUUGCGAACAGUCCUGGAGCAAUGUCUUGCUGAAGAUCCUACAUCCGGAAAUCUUGAGAUAUACCUUCCGACUGUCAGACAAAUCAUUACCCAGCUGCUGCAAGGUCUACGGGGAAAGCAGUCCACAUAUCGGCGCCUUAUCUCUAACCAUCGACGAAGGUCUAAGCAGUCUGGCCAUGAGAGGACUGACAGUCGGUCGUCACGUAGCGAUCGAGCAACGCGGCAGGAACCAUCGCAUCGAAGUCAGCUAUCGCGAACUAUUGCAGAAAAUGGAGAUUAUCGAAGAAGUGGGUCGUCAUCGGGAAGAAGUCUUGGUCAGUCAUCUCGCGAACAA
Messenger RNA from Desarmillaria tabescens, 663 nucleotides. RefSeq lists its product as uncharacterized. The transcript has 3 exons. Gene Ontology annotation, biological process: establishment of cell polarity. The annotation marks the transcript as partial. Lineage: Eukaryota; Fungi; Basidiomycota; Agaricomycetes; Agaricales; Physalacriaceae. The record is from RefSeq and is a predicted model, not a curated record. Gene Ontology annotation, cellular component: cell tip; cytoplasm.